AUGCGCCUCAUCAAUGUCGAGUCCCUCGAACUCGAAUCCUUCGUCGGAGACCUCGGUCGCGGACUCCCAACAUAUGCCAUCCUCUCACACGUAUGGACAAACGAAGAAGUCUCAUAUCAACAGAUGACAGGUCUUCUCCCUCUAUCUGAAAACUCAAAAGGAUAUUGGAAAAUCAUCGACUUUUGCGCUAAAGCCAGAAAUGAGGGAUUUGAUUAUGCCUGGAUAGACACAUGCUGCAUAGACAAGACGUCAAGCGCAGAAUUAUCAGAGGCUAUCAAUUCAAUGUUUCAGUGGUAUCGUGACUCUGCGGCAUGUUAUGUCUAUCUGGAAGAUGUACGCAGUACAGAAAAUCCUGUGUCUCAAGAUUCUGCUUUUCGUCGGAGUCGAUGGUUUACGAGAGGAUGGACACUGCAGGAGUUACUCGCGCCGCAUGAAGUAAUUUUCUGUGCCGAUGAUUGGCAAGAAAUCGGUACAAAAGCUAGCUUGAGUCAAACGAUAUCGGCGGUCACGAAGAUUGAUGUCGCCACUUUGCGAAAGCACACGUGGGCACAUGUCAGUGUUGCCAUGAUCAUGUCGUGGGCCUCGAUGCGACAGACUACAAGACUUGAAGACCAGGCGUACUCUCUUUUGGGACUCUUUGACGUCAAUAUGCCGCUCAUAUAUGGCGAAGGUCAAAAGGCUUUCUAUCGGCUUCAGAUCGAGAUCAUGAAGCUCUCCAACGAUGACUCAUUGUUCGCAUGGUCUACGGAACCUUUGGAAGAUCAAGGCUACUCCGCUGGUGAGGGAGCUUCAUCCCGAGGUUUUCGUUUCCUGGGGUUACUUGCACCAUCGGUUCUUUGCUUCAGGGAUUCGCACGAUAUCAUGGCACCAAAAGACUUUCCUGGCAGUCAUUCACCCUACGACAUAGUGAAGGAGAAUAUCAGUCUGUCAGCGACACUCGUCAGGCUCUGUCCACUGCCCGUCAAUCCGAACGACAUUCCUUGUGGAAUAGACAAAGUUGACGUCGUUGGGACGGUCCGAUUCUCGAAGAACGUUCACCCUGUAAAGGCUGUUGACCACGGCCUUGUUAUCACGCCAGCUAGACAAGACUCCAAAGGAAUGAAAGUCAUGUGUUUACUUGCCAUCUUACGAUGUUGGAACAAAGAUGGCUACAUCGCUAUACCGAUCAAGAAACUAUCCUCUGUUGGAUACCAGAGAGUGGAACAUGCGUAUCGAUGCCGAUGGUUCAGAGUGCGUUUGAUGCCGUUACGCCUUUGUCUGAAAGAUGAGGAUGAGAAGGCAGAGAAUGAGUCGAUUUAUAGAUUGAGACAAUAUGACUCCGAGUACAGCAUAAGAGGACCACCGGCCGAUCCACCUGAGACUAUACUCAUCAAAUCAUACGUCCCACUGGAUUUGUCAUAUCCUUCUUCCCAAACAUCAACAACGGGAUCUUUACCCUUCAAGUUACGCUCGCUACCCCUUGAGCACGCCGACUACAUUCUCAGUAGGGACUCUCCAGAGAACCUCGUCUUCCCAUUGCCGGAGUCGCGUGUCCAGGCUCACGUCCUGGAGAGGUUCAACAAAAUAAUCGGCACUGACCAAAUAGCGAGUCUUGUCUUCCAACCCAUGAUUACAACUGCAGAACUCCCGCCAUUCUCCAUCAAUAUUGCAACUAUGUGGAUCAAGAAAAGUGAACAGAAGUACUUAGGAGUCCAUAUUGAUGAAAGGCUGGGAUGCUACUACUCGGGACCUUCCAGUGACCCAUCUGGUGAUGAGAUAACCCGACGCCCAAGAGUUGAGUUUGUACCUAUAGAUCCCAGUCGACCUUGCACUACAAUUCCGUUGUCGGAUAAGUUAUGUCUUGUGUUCCGGGUGCGGCAAGGUAUUUUCAGAGACGCAUCAUGUUACAUAAAUGUUGGUAUUGAGAAGAAGCUGGAAUGGGGCAUGGAAUCGAAGAAUGAUAGCGAUGAGGCUUGGGUAACUGCUGAAGACGCUUUAUCACGUCGCUUCACCGAUGUUUCAAUAUGA
This is a messenger RNA of Fusarium coffeatum, 2007 nucleotides long. RefSeq lists its product as uncharacterized. Lineage: Eukaryota; Fungi; Ascomycota; Sordariomycetes; Hypocreales; Nectriaceae. The record is from RefSeq and is a predicted model, not a curated record. The coding region runs from base 1 to 2007 and encodes 668 amino acids. The transcript has a single exon.